AUGAAUAUUAUUGAUCAAUUCACUAAUGCAUGGAAAGUUUUUUGCAGACCUCCCAGGCAAACAUAUUCUGUUUUUGAUUUAGGCCCACCUUUGUUUCAAACUAAGCUUUACAAAUGCAAAAGACAUGAAUUUAAAGUUAAAAAUAGCAGAGGACAUACUCUUGAAUGCUCUUUCUAUGAACCAGUUGGAAUAUAAAAUCCUGAGUGUAUUAUUUACUUACACUGCUUUAAUGGAUCUAGAAUAGAAAGUAUAAAAUUUGCGGAGCCAUCAAUUUCUCGUGGAUGUGCUUUUUGUUGUUUCGAUUUUAGCGGGAGUGGAUUAUCAGAAGGUGAAUAUGUCUCUUUGGGAUACUAUGAACAAGACGAUGUGUAAGUAGUUGUGAAUCAUUUAAGAAGCUAAUUUAAUGUAAAAUCUAUUGCUUUAUGGGGUAGAUCUAUGGGAGCAGUUACAGCUCUGCUUUAUACAUAAAAAUAUCCUACAGAGGUUUAAGCAUUAGCAAUAGAUAGUGCUUUUGUAAGUAUGUGGGAUGCAGGUGUUGAAAUAGCUGAUAAAAAAGUCAGCUUACCAACUUUUAUAAUUAAGGGAUUGCUUGAGUAUGUAAGGAGAUAAAUUAAAUAAAAUGCUGGUUAUGAUAUGGAAGACGUUAAUACAAUCAAAGAUAUUUAAAAGUGCCUUAUGCCUGUGCUUUUUAUAGUUUCAAAAGAGGAUAAAUUAGUUUCUUUUGAAAAUUCUUAAAAGCUGUUUGAGAAGUAUCCAGCAAAUGCAAAGAAAAAUAUUCUAUAUGUUAAGGGUGACCAUAAUGAAUGCAGAAGCUGGGAAGAUGUGUUAAAAAUCGCUGAUUUUUUGUCAGGAUCAAUCAAAACCGAAAGUAAAAGCGACAUCCCUCAAAACAAAGAGAAUUUCCACUUAAUCUAAGCUGAAUAAAGUAACUAUAACACUCCUAAUAAUAGAGAAGAAUAGAAACAAUAAAAUGUGAUAAAAUUAAUUCAUUAUCAGUAGUAGUAAGCUAAUGCGAAAUAAAGUGAUCAAUCUCCUCCAAAUAAUAUCUAAUUGCAUAAUUCAAGUAAUCAAAGAUCACCAAGCGGUAGUAUUAGCUCUGAAAGCCCUGCUAAUUAAUUAUAUAGGAUGCCUUAAAGCCAUACACAUUCAUAUCACACAUCACAAAUAGUUUAAUAAAACUAAACAAUCACUCAUCAUUACAUCCUUCACAACUAAUAAAACCCUCAACCACAUCAUCAUUCAUAGCACCAAAGUUUAAGCAGACCAACAUCUUAACUCUCUAACUAAAAAGAACAUUUCAAUUUUAGCAAUAGUUAAUAAUCUGUAUAAGCCAAAAAACCUCUUCACUAACACUCUACAAGCAAUAUUACUGCUGACCAUUAUAAAUAGCUAGGCACUGUUGGAGCAGUAAGUGAAGAAAAAAAUCAACCAAUUAUUGAUUAAAAUGAUAUAGAUAACAACCCACUUGUUUAACAACUUCUCAAAGAUUUAAUAUAAAAGAAUUAUGCCAGCGAUUUUAAAGCUCCUAACGAAAUAUCAUAGCUCCCCUAUUAAAAUUCACCAUUAAAUUAAGCAUAACAAUUUUAGCAAUAACCAGAUCAAAAAAAUGUAAACUUUACAUAAAAAAUGAACGAGCUUGAGUAUAAGCAAUAGUUUGUUUUAAACAAAGGUAUUUAAAAUUUGCAAAGUUAAUUGCAAGUUUAGUAAAGUUUAACAAGUAGUUAAAUAAACCUUAACUCUAAUUCUUAGAUUAAUUCAAAUUAAAUUUCCAAUUAAACGCAAAACUUUAUGAGCAUACCCCUUCCAGAUCCCUAGCAAAACAUAGGCAGUAGGAAAAGCAGUGUUGUUUCACCAACAAAUAUGGAUAUGAAAACCUCAAAUAUUCCUGAUGAAAUGCAUGAAAUUGAUUUCCCAAAAGCAAAAGAUUUUAGAACAAAAUAAAAAAUCAACAAUUAUACUUUCUAGCUGCAUCCUCCUAUGAAUACAUUUUCCAGCUCAACAGUAGCAACAACAAAAGAUUAUAAUAUCUAACAAAGCACACCUUAAAAUGAAUCGACUUAAAGAAAGUAGUCUAUUUUGCUUGAAAAUAAUUACAGUAAUUAAAUACUUUAGCUUUCACAGAUUAAUCCAGCAUAGUAAUAUGUUCCAAAAUUAAAUCACAAUUCAGCCUUUUCCACUUUAAAUAAUUCACCUUAAUUCUUUAACGAUAAAACUUCAGUAUCCCCAAGAAAAUAAUUACAGAACUUACCAACAACAAACAAAAACUUGUCAUAAAUAUAAGGAGAAGAUUCUAUAAAUGUACCAAACUAAAAUACAUAUCCACAAAAUAACUUCAUUAGUACUCAACCUUAACAGCAAUUCUUAGUUUAAUAAUAAUAGUCGCAAUAAUUAUAGUAACAGCAACAGCAGUUGCAACUUAAUUAAGGAAAUAAUCUGUUAUAGAAUCCACAUUAGAAAAAAUGGAGCCAAAAUAAUGAAAAUUCCAUUUAAAAAGCUAAUGUUUAGAACACACAAGAAGAAGAAGAUUUCCAUAAUUUACCACAAAGCACUUUGACUAUUAAUCUGAAAUAAAAGAAGAGACAGUCAAUUGAUUACUCUGUGAGUGUUAAUUUGCCUUAAACUGAAAGGUAAAAUACUUCUGAUGCUGAAUAGAGAAAAUAGCAAUUUGAUAUCUAGUAAAGAAAAUCAACACUUGAUAACUUAUUGUAAAAGCCUUUAGGUAACCAGUAGAAAACCAUAUCUUCAAACAAUAUAAUUGACGUGCCAAGUGAAUUAGAAGGUAGUAUGAUGCUAAAUUCAGGUAUGAGAGCUGAAUAAAGGAGUACUGUAUCUAAUAAUAUAAAAUAAAAAUGCAUGAAUAAUUCAACUCAUCAAUCAGCUUCUAUAGUAAAAGUAAAUCAUUCUCAACAUUAAGAUUCUAGCUAUGUGAUUUAGAAUUUGUAGUAAUCUUAGCAAGCCUUUUAAAAUCUUUUCUCUUCUAAUAUUUAGCAGUAAUAGAUAAACAUGUCAUAGAUUUAAAAUUAAGAUAUUUAACAAGGAUAAAAUGAUUAACAGUAAAUGCAAUAAUUUUUUAUGCAAUAGCAAUAGUUAAAACAGUAAAUUCUUCCACUAAUCCUUCAGUAGUAAGAAGAAAUUAAGUAGUAGUAGCUAAAGUAGCAACAAGAAAAAAUAUAAUAAGAAAGCUAAAAAAAUCAAUAGAAUUAAUAAGAUGAGGCAAGCUUUGGUAAGUAAGGCAGAAUUCCAGGAUUGUCUUAAGAAAAAUUCAGGAAUGAUAAAUCAAACGAAUAAUAAUCCAGAUAGGGAAAAUUUGUAGACAAAUCUUAAUUUGAUAGGAAUAAGUCAAAAGAAAUGAGCUAAGAUUAAAAGCACAAAGAAAAAUAUAAAAACGAAUUAUAAUAAUUAUAGAGAGCAGAAGAAUAGAUUACACAACUAUAAUAAAAUAAUUAUUUUAUUAACGUAGGCAGCAAGCAAUAAUAUCAAAAUGAGUCAAAGCAAUCUUCUUUCUAACAGUAAGAAACAUUUUCAUACUUAUAAUAAGAUCAAAAUAAAACUGGUAGUAACAGCAACUCUUAGAAUAAUUCAAUAUUCCAACCUUCUACCAAUACCACAAAGGAUCAAAGAUUUAUACAAGAUUUAAGCUCAUAAAUAUUUUAGCAACCUCAAAUUUCUGGUGCUGCAACUAACUCACCAUUAAAUAGAUUUUAACCUUUUUCUAGUAAGAGUCAUCAGUCUAAAAAUAGCUCUCAUGUUUUUAGAUAUAAAUUAGACAUUGAAAAUAUAUUAAAUAAAAACUAGUCAUAAAAAAGUUAACUUAAUAAUUCAUUUUUGAAUUAACAAAGCUUAUCAAAAGAGAGAGAUUCUAAAAACUAGCAAAAUUACUCAUCUAAUCAACUCAACAAUUAUCAUUAACAGUCUUUAGAUUUCUAAAAUUAAAAUUAACAAAAAGAAAAGCAGUAAAAUGACAAAAAAGAAUUAAUUCGAUAUGACUCUUUAAAUGAUGAGCCUAAUUCAUAGAAAACUAGAUUAAAUACAUCAUAAAUUAGUCACGGUAACAACAGUAUCAGCGCUUUAAAUGGCAAUUCUAGUUUUCAAUAAACUACCCCAAAUCAAAAUUCUAUUCCCUUCAGCUAACUGCCAAAAAGCAGCUAGAAAGUUAUAGAAUAGUAAUAAUAAUUUAUUUAAUAGAAAAUGUAGAAUUAAUAAAAUAGAUAAGGUUAAUCUCCUUCUAUGAAUUACAGUCGUGGCUUAAACUAAAUUGCUACUCCUUCUAAUUAAAAGCAAGGUAAUUAAGUUAAUAAUUCUUCUGCUUCUUCUUUUAAGCAAAACGGUCAUAAAAACCAGAAUGACUCUCUAGAAAUGAAUAGAUAGCAAAUACAACAAUCAUAAAUUCAAAACAGACUCACAAAAGAAUAGAGUGAAACAUUUAAUUCAAAGUAUUAAUAAUAUGUCAAUGGAUUGAGCUUAAACACUUAUGGAAAAAUCUUAACUCCAACUAAUCUCUUUUCUAGCAAACAAGAAAGUAAACAGCAGCAAAAUAAUAAUUCUUAGCAAUAGCUAACAAACCACCAAAAUAUUUAACAAAUUUAGUUAAAUUCAAAUCUGACACAUUCAGUAUCUAACACUAAAAUGUAUGUACCUAAUCCAUCAGAUCACUCCAAACACAAAAUUUUACAAAAAUCUCUAAAAGAUAAAAAACCUAUUGAAGGCCAAUCUUCUACAAAGGGAAGUUACUAGCAAUAAUUAGAUUUUAACUAAAAAGCGACUAAUCCUAAUAGUGCAAUUGUGCACUCUCUUUCAUAGGAAGAUUAUGCUAAAUUAAAAAAAAAAUAGGAUAUGAUGAGUUACAUCUAAAAAAAUCGAAACAUUGCUAUGAAUAUAGAUCCUUAACAAGGACAAAAUGCUAACUCAUAAACUGAUGAAUCUUUUAAUAAGAAUCAGUUUUAAAAUAUCUAGAAUCCAAAUCAUAAAAAUAGAUUUAUCAAUAACAAUAAUUUGGAUAGCUAAGAUUAGUUUAGCUCAAGAUAAAUAGAGCCUUUACAAUCAAGCUAAUCUCCUCUAAGCAGAUAACUAGGAAAAUACAGUGGUAAUUAAAAUUUCGAUGGAAACAUCUCUAAAAAAGCUUCCUAGGCAUCUUCUUCAACAAAUGCAGCAGGAUUUUUUUAAUAUAAAAACAAUAAUAGUAGCAGUACACUGAAUGCUAUAGAGUAAUAUUAAAAUAGUAAAAUUAAUAACCCAUCAAGUUUGAGCCCAAACUAACGUCUAGUAACAUACUCAGCAUCUUCAACAACCUCAUAAAAAUUUGCGUUCAAAAAUAGAGUUAAUUAAGCCACAAAAGUUGUCCAAAUUCAACUUGGCGACAAAAGAUAAGGAGAUCAAUGUAGCUUUGAAGGACACAAUAGCUCAAUUAACAACUCCAACAUAAUGUAAUAUUAACAACCUAGUCGCUCUUCAUAAAGUCCAAACCACAGACUGUUCUAAAAGCAGUGA
This is a messenger RNA of Tetrahymena thermophila SB210, 5487 nucleotides long. Its product is annotated as abnormal long morphology protein, putative. The transcript has 4 exons. The record is from RefSeq and is a predicted model, not a curated record. Lineage: Eukaryota; Ciliophora; Oligohymenophorea; Hymenostomatida; Tetrahymenidae.